GCUUAAAGUCGGUAGAUACAACCACCUUCCAAAUGUAUCACCGCUUGCGGGAAUUUACGGUUAGUUCUCCUCUCUCAAUUGGAGGUCGCUAAAAUUCCCAUCCCCAUCAGUUUUGCAUUAGUCUUGCGUUUGGCCUUCGCUCUCGAGGGUAUGGGUACCUGCAAUGAGCAAUCAACGGACUAUAACCGAUUUACCACUCGAAGUGCUCGAUAUCAUAUUUAGUAACUUACGAAACCUAAGGGACAAACUUCGACUGGCGCAGGUUGAUGAUUAUCUAGGAAAAGCGUUUUCGUACCACAGCCGCAAUGAUUUCAAAAAGUUCUCACCAAAAAUACAUUUUCCCGUUCGACUUUAUCGAGUUCUGCUGGCGAACUGUGGCCCUUCUAUUGUGGAAUUUACCUGUGGAUCGGACACCUGGAGCGAUGUGUUGGCCAAAUCGAUUGCGAAGUACUGUCCCAACCUGGAGACGGUGAACAUCUGUGCUUCAUUAAGAAAUAGUCACAGUCUUCAAUUUUUUCUGUUGAACUUGGCGAAUUCUUUAAUAUCGGUCGAACUGAAGCUCAACGAUAGUUGCCAAUCGCCGAGGAUACUUAAUGCCGUGGCCGAGCUGAAGCACUUGAAAAAAUUCUUGUAUGAAGGAUACAUUGAUCGGGGAGUUAAUCAGCUGUGCAAACUGGUUGAUCUGGAGGAGCUGCAACUCAUCUAUCAAGGUAGAGGAUACAGAUGCAGAGCAGUUAAUCUUCUUCAAAUUUGCGGAAAUAUGACAAAUCUCCGGCGUUUGACUGUGAGCAAUAUAUCUAUAUCUCAACCAGAAAGCUUCCAUCCCAUGAUAUGGCCAAACUUAAAGGAUUUGAAAAUGCAAAAUUGCGAAAUCUCCACAGUGAUACCCGAUUGUCCCAAGCUGAAAAGCUUAUAUAUCAAAUUCUGCAAAUGUAGAAUCAAAGGAUACGUAUGCAGUUUUAUUUUGAAAAACGGCAAUAAUAUCGAGGAAAUCGAUGAGAGCUGUGAACCGGCACCAUUUGAUGGGCAGAGUUUCCUUCAAGUUAUUCGCAGCUGUCCAAAAUUGCGAGUGUUGUCCACUCAAAUGGGUGGUAUCAAGAUCUACCAAGCUUUUGUUACAUCCGUAGUGGAUAUUCUCAAGGAGACCGCAUCAACGCGGAAAGAACCAUUCGAACUGAUAUUGUACUGCCGGGACAAGCUCAGAUGGUUUCGACGAUUUGUGAGUGGAAUCUACCAUAUGUUUAUUUUACGUACACUUUUCGUUGUUAACUUUCGUCUUUCAGUUACAACGGACUUCUAAUCCUGAAGUGAUUCAUACGCUUUACCUGUACAAGUUUUAAGGACUGGCCAAUUGUAUAUCAGAAAACUCAAAACAAUUAAUUAUAAAUCUAUUUUAAUUAUUAUUUAACCUGUAUAGAACGAUUGUACAAUUUGUAAAACUUAGAAAAUAGUUGCUUUUUAUUUUUUAAUUUGUAACGAAUUAGAACUGAAUAAUAACAAUUGCAAAUAUCUAA
Molecule: messenger RNA, 1514 nt
Organism: Drosophila mauritiana
Lineage: Eukaryota; Metazoa; Arthropoda; Insecta; Diptera; Drosophilidae
Exons: 2
Coding region: 164-1300 (378 amino acids)
Source: RefSeq, a predicted model, not a curated record